Messenger RNA from Pteropus alecto (black flying fox), 537 nucleotides. RefSeq names its product interferon omega-1. Gene Ontology annotation, biological process: natural killer cell activation involved in immune response; humoral immune response; cytokine-mediated signaling pathway. Gene Ontology annotation, molecular function: type I interferon receptor binding; cytokine activity. Bases 1 to 537 code for a protein of 178 amino acids. The record is from RefSeq and is a predicted model, not a curated record. The transcript has a single exon. Lineage: Eukaryota; Metazoa; Chordata; Mammalia; Chiroptera; Pteropodidae. Gene Ontology annotation, cellular component: extracellular region.
AUGACAUUGGUGGUGAUCUUCUCCAGUCCCAUCUCUUCCAUGAUCUGUGACCUGUCUCAGAGCCUGGACUUAGGAAAGCAGGAGACCUCCACAGCUCUGAACCAAAUGCAGAGAAUCUCCUCUUUCCUCUGUCAGAAGGACAGAAAGGACUUCAGAUUCCCCAGGAAGAUGGUGGAUGGCAGUCAGGUCCAGAAGGCCCAAGCCAUUUCUGUCCUCCAUGAGAUGCUCCAGCAGACCUUUGAUGUCUUCGGCACAAAGCAGUCUUCUGCUGCCUGGAACACGACCCUGCUGCAUGGGCUCCUCAGUGGACUUCAUCGGCAGCUGGAAGACCUGGGCACCUGUUUGGUGCCAGAGAUGAAAGAGGUGGAAUCUGUCCUGGGAACGGAGGACCCUACAUUGGCUAUGAAGAGGUACUUCCAGGGCAUCCAUCUCUACCUCGAAGAGAAGCAAUACAGUGAUUGUGCCUGGGAGGUUGUCAGAGUGGAAAUCAGGAGGUACCUUUUUGUUGUUAACAAGUUCACAAGAAAAGAAAUCUGA